Molecule: messenger RNA, 2679 nt
Organism: Chanos chanos (milkfish)
Lineage: Eukaryota; Metazoa; Chordata; Actinopteri; Gonorynchiformes; Chanidae
Gene: kat14
Product: lysine acetyltransferase 14
Exons: 10
Coding region: 5-2395 (796 amino acids)
Molecular function (GO): histone acetyltransferase activity
Source: RefSeq, a predicted model, not a curated record
AGACAUGGAUGGUGGUGGGGACCAACGGAGCCUAUCAGGACAGCAGGAUGAAGAGGCCAUGUGCACUUCUGCGUCGGAGGGGCUUGAAGAGGGGGAGGUGGAAGGCGAGACACUGCUCAUCGUGGAGUCGGAGGACCAGGCAUCAGUCGACCUUUCCCACGACCAGAGCGGAGACUCGCUGAACAGUGACGUGGGUGACGAUGGAGAGAGCAGCUGGAAUGAGGACAUGUCUUUCUACUGUGACAAGUGUCACAAGUGGAUUCCCUCCGCACAGCUUAGAGGAGAGCAACCCAGUUACCUGAAAGGAGACAACUUCUUCAAAUUCACUUGCUAUGACUGUUCAGAAGACGGGAAGGAAACCUUUGAAAGAAUGAGACUUACCUGGCAGCAGGUUGUUAUGUUGGCCAUGUAUAACCUGUCUCUGGAGGGUACUGGACGGCAGGGCUACUUCAGAUGGAAAGAGGAUAUCUGUGCCUUUAUCAGCAGACACUGGACAUUCCUACUUGGAUCUAGGAAGAAGACUUCCACGUGGUGGAGCACAGUUGCUGGUUGUCUCUCUGUUGGGAGCCCUACUUUUUUCCGCUCAGGAGCACAGGAAUUUGGGGAGCCUGGUUGGUGGAAGCUUGUUCAAAAUCGUCCCCCAAGACUGCGUCCGGAGGGGGACAAGAAUUCUGUGGCUUCACUAAAGUCCAAAGCUUCCUCAAAGCCCUCAUUGGACCCCAUAAUCACAGUGGAGGGUCUGCGUAAGCGUGGGGCCAGGAACCCAGUCGAGAGUGCAAUGCAGCUCAAAGAGAAGCGCUCCCGUACGCAGGAAGCGAAAGAUAUCCGGCGGGCCCAGAAGGAGGCAGCCGGUUUCCUGGACCGGAGCACCUCCUCCACGCCCGUGAAGCUUGCCGGCCGCGGUCGCCGGCCGGACCUGGUGCUAGAGAAAGGCGAGGUCAUCGAUUUCUCCUCCCUCAGCUCGUCCGACCGAACCCCCCUCACCAGCCCCUCUCCUUCCCCUUCUCCGGACUUCUCUGCACCAGGCACUCCUGCCUCUCACUCAGCCACACCCAGCCUCUUGUCAGAGGCAGAUCUCAUACCUGAUGUCAUGCCCCCUCAGGCCCUGUUCCACGAUGAUGAAGAGCUGGAUGGAGAGGGUGUCAUUGACCCUGGUAUUGAGUAUAUCCCACCUCCCAGCAUGCCCCUGGCCACCGGCGCCCUGAUCAUGCGGAAGAAGCUCCGCCUGACUGAGCACAUAAAACAGGAAAUGGAGAGCGAGGACGAGGAUGCGGGAGUCAGAGACGGCGAGGAAGACGAAGAUGAGGCGGGUCCGCAGGGACAGGACGAAGGCUCGGCCGUCAUGAGCCGCGGGCGCGGCGGAGAACGGAAGAAAGGCCUCCAGGAGAAAGGGGAAGCCUCGUCGGCAGUCUCCGCGCCUCAGUACUCCUUUCUCAGCCUGUACGAGGAGAGGGUUCUGCUGAGACGUCUGGAGGCCUGCCCCCAAGCCUUGGCAGUCACCCCGCAGGCCAAGCGCCUACACAGAAAACUGCUGGUCAGACAGGCCAAGAGAGAGCGAGGCCUUCCCCUCCUGGACCUGGACCAGGCGGUCAGCGCUACUCUCAGCCUGGUGGGAGGGGUUUACGGGGCACAGGAGGUAGGACUUGCCAGCCUCGGGGGACCUGGAGCAGGGAAAUACCGCACCACCAGUCAGGACAUGCGCAUCCUCGACCGCUUCCAGACAGCAGUUUCCACGAGGAAAGGAUACUACCAGCCCACUGUGUCCUUCUGGCACAGGCUCAUGGGUUCAGAUGCCUAUCUGGACCAGGGCAUUAAGAGUCCAUAUACCUCCCGCAUACUCAAGCCUUUCAUCAGGAGAGACUAUGAGACCAAGCCUCUAAAGCUUAACCUGCUGGCAGAGAUCAAGGCGUACCCUCACAGAAACAACCCCAACUGGGUCCCUGAACCAGACGCCCCCAUCGACUACUGCUACGUCCGCCCCAACCACAUCCCAUCAGUCAAUUCCAUGUGCCAUGACAUCUUCUGGCCCGGUAUUGAUCUUUCUGAGUGUCUCCAGUAUCCGGACUUCAGUGUGGUGGUGCUGUAUAAGAAAGUGGUCAUUGGCUUCGGUUUCAUGGUGCCAGACGUGAAGUAUAACGAGGCGUAUAUCUCCUUUCUGCUGGUGCAUCCAGAGUGGAGGAGAGCAGGCAUUGCCACUUUCAUGAUAUACCACCUCAUUCAGACCUGUAUGGGGAAGGAUGUGACACUUCAUGUCUCAGCCAGCAACCCAGCCAUGCUCCUGUACCAGAAGUUUGGCUUUAAAACUGAGGAGUACAUCCUGGACUUCUAUGAUAAGUACUACCCCGUGGACAGCAAAGAGUGCCGACACGCUUUCUUCCUGCGGUUACGACGUUAAUGGCAGAGAUGGAACCGGGAGAAAAAUCAAAGACGUGUACCCCCCCCUGGAAACGACAUCCUCCCAGCUCACGCAGUAAAGCUUCAUGAAGUAAAACAUACUCGGUUGAGACUUGGACAGAAGGUGUACGUGUACGUCUGUGAUGUCAUCUGAAUGUACGUUUUGACUUCGUUGUGUGUGUGUGUGUCAUUAAUGAUGAGACGGAUUUUCAUAUAUCAAUGUGUCACAGGAGAUGUUACUCCAUACAGAGAUGUUGUAGGGCAUGAACCAAAGGGAAAGGUCAG